AUGAAAGCAUUUUUUUUUUGCUUGCUCCACUUUUGUCUUCCCUUCGUCGUCAUCAAAAUCCACAAACCCGCAGCGACUGACUGAACACACCACGGAGCUUCUCUGCUCGUCCUCAUGGCGGCUGAUGGUUGCUCCCUCCUCCCAGACGACUCCCUUUUCCUCGGGUUUGAUUGCUCCACGCAGUCCCUCAAAGCCACGGUGCUGGACGCCAGCCUCGCAAUCGUCGCCCACGACGCCGUCCACUUCGACUCCGAGCUGCCGCACUACGGCACGGAGGGCGGCGUCCGCCGGGACGCCGCCGAGCCGGGCCGCAUCGUGUCGCCGCCGCUGAUGUGGGCCGAGGCCCUGGACCUGCUCCUCCAGAGGCUCAAGCCCAAAGUGGACUUCGGCCGCGUGGCCGCCAUCUCCGGCAGCGCGCAGCAGCACGGCAGCGUUUACUGGGGGCACGGGGCGGGCGCCGUGCUGGCGUCCCUGGACCCGGCCAGCGGCCUGGCGCCGCAGCUGGCUGGCGCGCUCGCCGCGCCGGAGUCGCCCGUGUGGAUGGACAGCAGCUCCACGGCGCAGUGCCGGGAGGUCGAGGCCGCGCUGGGCGGCGCGCUGGCGCUGGCCCGGAUGACGGGGUGCCGGGCGCACGAGCGGUGCACCGGCCCGCAGAUCAGGAAGAUGUUCCAGACGAGGCGGGGCAUCUACGACGGCACCGAGAGGAUCUCGCUUGUCAGCUCGUUCAUGGCGUCGCUGCUCAUCGGCGGCUACGCCUGCAUCGACCAGACCGACGGCGCCGGGAUGAACUUGAUGGACAUCGAGACGCGCCAGCUGCGACAAGAUGCCAUUGAGGCUACAGCUCCAGAUUUGGAAGUGAAGAUUGGGAAGCUAGCACCAGCGCAUGCUAUCGCCGGAACUUUAGCUCCGUAUUUUGUUCAGAGAUUUCAGUUUACCAGAAACUGUCCGGUUGUUCAGUGGUCAGGGGACAACCCUAAUAGCCUUGCAGGCCUAGCAUUGAGUAAUCCUGGUGAUCUAGCAAUCAGCCUUGGAACAAGUGAUACAGUAUUUGGGGUAACUAAUGUCCCUGAACCAUCCCUCGAUGGAAACAUCCUUCCUAAUCCAGUUGACCCGAAGACAUACAUGGUCAUGCUUUGCUAUAAAAAUGGAUCUCUAACACGAGAAGAUAUCCGUGAUCGUUAUGCCGAGAAAUCAUGGGAUGUGUUCAACAACUUGCUUGAGCAAACAGACCCCUUAAAUGGAGGGAAACUGGGAUUUUACUACAAGGAACACGAGAUCCUGCCACCACUUCCAGUCGGGUUUCACCGCUACAUUGUGGACACCUUAGCCAGUGGACCAUUAGCUGAGACAGAGGAACGUCUGACCGACGAGUUUGAUCCUCCGUCAGAGGUGCGCGCGUUAAUAGAAGGCCAGUUCCUGUCCAUGAGGGGACAUGCGGAGAGAUGCGGCCUGCCGGUGCCUCCGAAUCGGAUCAUAGCAACCGGUGGCGCAUCGACAAACCACGCGAUUUUGAAGACGAUGGCGUCUGUUUUUGGCUGUCCAGUUUACACUGUUCAGAGGCCAGACUCUGCGUCGCUGGGUGCUGCUCUGAGAGCAGCCCAUGGGUUGAUCUGCAAGCAGCAGGGCGAGUUCGUGCCGAUCUCACGCGUGUACUCGGGCGGAUUGGAUGGGACAUCGCUCAGCAUGAGGCUGGCUGUUCCAUUUGGGGACUGCGAGGGUGACGAUGAGCUCCUGAACAGGUACGCGUUGUUGGUGAAGAAGAGGCUGGAGAUUGAGCAGAAGCUUGUGGAGAGGUUUGGCCGUGUGAAGUAGCUUGGUCUCGACAACAUUUCUCCGUGGACAUUGAAAGUUGCGGCGGCUGUAGCGGACCUCUGCAAAUGCAACUUCAGAGAGAAGGGUGGUAGAGAAAUUGUUUCAGAACUUGAGGAGUGCAGCAAGCAUUAGAUGCCCAGUUUAAGCAUGAACAGGACAGUCAGCAUGGUAACACUGUCGUGUGUAAGGAUUUGUAUUUUGUGGAGCAUGUUUUGUUCAGCAUGCAAUGCUUUGCUAAAGCUAUAUGGGUAAAAAAAACAUGGCUUUGUUUGGAUUUGACAAAA
This is a messenger RNA of Hordeum vulgare subsp. vulgare (domesticated barley), 2096 nucleotides long. RefSeq names its product xylulose kinase 2-like. Bases 115 to 1812 code for a protein of 565 amino acids. NCBI's taxonomy places the organism in Eukaryota, Viridiplantae, Streptophyta, Magnoliopsida, Poales, Poaceae. The record is from RefSeq and is a predicted model, not a curated record. Gene Ontology annotation, molecular function: D-xylulokinase activity. The transcript is spliced from 11 exons. Gene Ontology annotation, cellular component: cytosol. Gene Ontology annotation, biological process: xylulose metabolic process; D-xylose metabolic process.